AUGCUCAUCAUGAUGGUUGGAUGGCUCAAUGUUCCAACACCACCUCAAGAGAUUGAGGUUUUGGAGCUGUUUGCUGGAACUGGGCGGCUGUGUCGUCUUGCAAAGGCUUGUGCAAUCCCUUCACAAGCCCAUGACCUGCUCUAUGAUAAACAUGAAAGAUCUUCAAUGGUAGUUGCCCCAGCUGCCAUGCCUGCCCCACCUUUGCCAAAAGGUGAUGAUGAAUUCUUGGAGGUGAGUUCGGGGGACCAAAGGGCUCUGGCAAAGGCAAGUCCAGACGAUGCUGUGGUACCCACCCGUCCACCACCCCCAAAGCUGACAAGGGGGGCUAUCAAGAAAUGGCUUUGGCGUUUGGUCCAGCCAAAAGCCAGUGGCAAGUUCAAGGUUCCAAAGGAAGUUGUGGAUGAGUACCGUGAUGAACGAACACGUGGUCGGGUAGAGGCACUGUUCGAGAAAAGCGGAUACCAACGGGAGGUUUUCAUUCAGAAGGUACGACGGAUCUAUGAGUCUGUGAAUGAAACCAGCCUAGAGAGCAACUAUGAGUUCUUGUCUGAAGAUGACAUGAAGGAGCUUGGUUGGUCCGAGAGAACGCGUCGCGACAUUGUUCAGGAGCUGGUGGAAGAGGAGCUGGGAGACGGUCCCACAAUGAAAAAACUGGAUGGAAAAAUCCGGAAGGUGGACCCUGAAUUUGCGAUGUUUGAUGACGAUGAGAUGAUGGAAGGUCAGCCCGAUGAAGAGGUGAGUGAAUCCUCAGAUGGCCUCGAGGAAGCUGCUGCGGAGACACAGCAAGAAGUUCUUAAGCAGGUCAAGUUUCCAGAGGUGGAGAAGGAUAAGCUCUUGGAGAAGGUUUGUGAACUCACCAAGAACCUCUCCACUGCCGAUGAGCAAAUGGGUCAGAUCUACACGGCUGGUGUUGUCAAUGGAUUCACCAAAGAGUUCCAUGGCUUCAUUUGCUUGUCAAACCCAGAUUCCUUCUUAGCUUUGUUUGUGAAAGAUUUCCGGCUAAGGAGUGCUCUGAAGAGUCUUGGUAAAACCUCGGCCAAGUCGGCUGAGAAUCGUAGUGCUGCGAAGGGGAAGGCGAAAGUGAAACGGCUGGGCCUCUUGAGGAACAGCUUGCAGAAUCAUUUGGCGAUGGAGUUGGGAACCAAGCGUGUCACUGGAGUGGACACCAAGCUGGCCCUUACUGCUGUAUCUGCCAAGCCUGGGUGUGAACGUGAUAGAGACAAAAGGAAAGCCAAUGCUGAACGCUACAAGGCCUUGGCCCGGCGUACCAUGACAUUGCAGAUUGGUGGUUACCGCUUGAAACCCAAAUUUCAUGGGCUACACCACGUUGCACAGUUUGUGAAGGAUGCUCUUCAAAGAGGAGUGCCUGCCACCGCCCUCUCCGAGCGAGAGCUGGAAGCGAUGAUCGAUGGUUCAUUUGUGAUGAACCAUCCACUUUGGCCUGACCACCAUGGCAAGCGCGUUUGGGGUGGUGCUGCGGGCGUGUCCGCGGACGCCGAGUAUGCCAAGCUCUUCGAAGAAGCUGCUGGUGCACCAUCCCUGAAGGACCCCCCGCGCCGCGAGCUGCGCGAAGUCCGCGCCGAGCUCCUCGCCCACGCCGCGGGCAGCAGAUCGGAGGCCCUCGAGCGCCCCAGCCUCGGCCGACGCGUCGCCGGCGCCGGCGGCGCCGCGGUGGCGGGAGCCGCUGGGAGUGCGGCGCGGCCGGGGGUGUGGAGAUAUCAUGAGAAGACCAGUGAGAACACGGUGACCGUGCCGCCGCCGCCCCAACUGGGCUUCAUGGAGCGCAUCGAACAAUAUGAACGGCAGAAGCAGCAGGAGAAAGAGCUCCAACAGCAGCGUUGGGAGCAGCAACUUCUUCGCCAACGCCAACUCUAUGAAGGAGCCUUUGGCGCACCCUCCCAUCACCAUGGAGACGCCCUACGCGUGGAACCCGGAGGGCCCGAUCACUUGGACGAACACCUGGCAGCCACGCGCCUGGGCCAGGAGCAACGCACGCUGGGCGAACGCCUCUUCGACGGGGCGGCUGGGUGCCCCAGUGCUUGGCGCGAGCCGCACGAAGGGCGUGGCUUGCGUGCUGCGCCGGGGGCCGCGCAGAUCUCGCAGAUGGGACCGGCCGAGCUACGAGAAGUGCGGCUGAAGGACUUUCAGGGCGCGGCUGGCUGUUUGAGCGGCCCAUUGUCCGGGCUUCCUCCAAAGGAGCUCCAGCCGGUGCUCUUCAACUCGCCACGGCAAGAGGAGCAGCGUGGCAGCUACCUGCAGAGAAGCCCGCGAGAUCGCGCCAUCAUCGACUCGAUCAUUGCAGGCUUGGAGGUCACCAUCAAGCCGUGAGCAUCCAGUUUUUGCUCGUGUUUUGCCGGGAGUAUGGUUUGAAGGUUGAACCUUCGAGCGAUUCGAGCUCCUAGAAAAGAUGGCUGCAGAAGGAGCUCAAACCGUGAGCUCGUGUUUUCUUUUUUGGAUUUGUGUUUUUCCUGCAAAGAGAGGGUCAAGAUGGAUCAUUGUCAUAUCUUGGCUUUGGGAGUCACUCACAGUUCGCG
This is a messenger RNA of Durusdinium trenchii, 2534 nucleotides long. The record is from the annotation of a GenBank genome assembly. NCBI's taxonomy places the organism in Eukaryota, Dinophyceae, Suessiales, Symbiodiniaceae.